UUUCUUUCCUUCUGAUUUUUUUUUUCUCAAGGACUUGUAGCAAGCAAGUAACACACACGACAAGUUUUGGUUUGUUGCAAUCUCGCAACUCAUCUCGCUUACACGCAUCUCUACUCUCAUCUCUCUCGUUCGCUGACACCCAUUCUGUUACGCGCAUUUCACGCAUCUCGCGUUUUCUUGUUCUCUCGCGUCUCUAUUACUCACACCUAUCCGUCUUUACGUCUCUCUCUCUCUCUCUCUCGUUCGUGGCGGAAACACUCACUUGGUUUCUCAACAACCACCCUUUUUCUCUCAACUUUCAGGACAGGGAAACGAACAGCAACUAGGAUAAGAGAGCGCGCUCGGCCCGGUCGUUUUUGCGCACAGGAACGCGUUCUUGGCACACUGGACACAAUCAACUUUUCGUCGUCGUGUGUGUUUUUCUAACAACUGACGCGCAGCCUUACGAACAGCAGAACCUCAUUCACAUGGCGCCAGCAAUUCGCGCUGCCUCAUAUAGCGGGGUAAGAGUCUACGAAAUACAAUGUCGCGGCGUUCCUGUCAUGCGUCGCGUUGCCGAUGCCUAUAUCAACGCAACACAAAUCCUCCGCGCAGCGGGUCUUCCUAAACCCCAGCGAACAAAGAUUCUAGAGCGAGACGUCACUGGAGGCGUUCACGAAAAAGUUCAAGGAGGAUAUGCUGGUUUUCAAGGCACUUGGAUACCCUUGGAAAGUGCGCGGACGUUGGCCGCUGCACAUGGAGUUGAACAGGAUCUUGUUGAGCUAUUCGACUACAAACCUCAGCCUGGUGAUGCCGAACCACCGGCAAAAGAAAAGAGAAAGAGACCUGCACCGCCAAAAGAGGAACCCAAAGAAAAGUGGAGUUCCUCCUCGUUUGUUUCAUCUUCAGACGGUGAAGGUACGCGACCUUUUAGCACUUUUGUGAAGCAAGUGGACCGUGGCUUCAACUCUACCUUUGAAUGGUCAGGCGGAGAUGAGCAACAACGGGAGGGCUCCCUCGAGGAUGAUAUCGAAACACCCGAAGCCCGACGCACAACAAGAAUGGCUCUCCGGCCUCCGGGUACACGCCUCAAACGUCGACCCGUUUAUCCUGGGGAAGACGAGGAAGAGGGAGCAUACUUGUCGCCAAAGAAGCGUCGCACAGAAAGUCCUUUUUCGCAUGCAGCUAGCCCAAUGGGUCCUUCCACCGUGGAUGUGACAAAGUCUGUGGCCGCAUUCACGCAGCCCGUGCGUGCACCAUCGUUUGUACGUGACAAGACGCCUCCCCAUGCCGGAAAGCGAUGUGAAGGUUGUGGUGUGACGUCUACGCCUCAAUGGCGCCGUGGUCCGUCCGGAAAGCGCACUCUGUGCAAUGCUUGCGGAGUAAAAUGGAGUUUUGGUCGCUUGAACACCAAGGGAAAAUCCCAGGAUGAUUACAACAGUGACGAUUCUGACCUGAUGGAUAAUGAGAUGGAUCUGGAUAUCGACGGACCGGAUCUUGUUCCCGAAUCCUCGCCCAUGCGCCCAGUCCCUCUGGCAGAGAAAACGACACGCGACCUCGAGAUGCAAGUCAAGCAUUUGAAGCGGCAAUUGCGCGAGUCUGAACGCAGUCGCAAACGUCUCCGCAAGAUCCUCGAAGAGGCCGUCACAGAUGACAGCGAAAUGGAUCGAAACUUUCGACAGGUGGUAAACAAAUGCACCAUUAGAGCAGCUGUUUACACCCCACCUGAAUACGCUCCCACGGCCAUUGAUUACAUGAGCGGCGAUGACGACUCGUUUAGUGAUGAGGAUGAACACGAAGCACUGGUUGUCACACGCUUCCUGAGGGCGGUCAAACAGAACCGUGCCAGGAUGGAGUACAAUAUCAGUCGCAUGCACCUCAACAAGGACUGGGCUGUGAACGCACCAAAUGAAGCACGAGCGCCGGAUGCGAUUAUGGUUUGAAGAGAAGCAAAAAUUGGUUGUUUAGAGGCAUUACCCCGAUAUUUUGGGCCAGCUUUGGCAUAGACAGGCAGAAAAUUAUUUCUUUUGGGUUCUUUAUGAGCGGACGAUGUUGAGCCGAUUGCGAAGCUGCAGACGAGAUGCAGGACACUCGGUUUUUUUCUCGUUUCAGUGAUAUAGUUUUGGCGAUUUCUUUUGGGUCUGAUUCCUUUUUGUGAAUGUUGUUUUUUUUUUUUCCCUUGUGACCUCCCUGUUAUUGAUAUUCAGAUGCAUUCUGGGAUUUUAUUUUUCUUGUUUUCGUUCUGCAUGUGUAUUAUAUACAAUUCUUUAGCAAUAUUCAUUAUCAUUAGCAUCAUCA
Molecule: messenger RNA, 2277 nt
Organism: Spizellomyces punctatus DAOM BR117
Lineage: Eukaryota; Fungi; Chytridiomycota; Chytridiomycetes; Spizellomycetales; Spizellomycetaceae
Exons: 1
Coding region: 468-1922 (484 amino acids)
Cellular component (GO): SBF transcription complex; MBF transcription complex
Molecular function (GO): zinc ion binding; transcription regulator activity; sequence-specific DNA binding
Source: RefSeq, a predicted model, not a curated record